AUGACUGCCGAGAUCAAGCUAAACGCCGGCACUGAUCAUGAUGCCGAGCCAAUGGACAACUUCGAACGCUGCCCGGUCGUGAGCGUCCAGCGCGCGACGGCCAGGAGAGUGCCGGCAGGGCCGGUGUCCGGCGGCCCAGCUGCGCUCUCCGCGGUCGGCUCUCCUCCCGGCUUCGUCUCCGAGCCGAGCCUGCUGAAGCUGAGGGAGGGGGAAGAUGCCAUCCUCCCUUGCGUCAUCAGAAACCAAGGUCCAUACAUAGUGGUGUGGAAGAAGGACCGGCGGGUGAUCAGCGCGCGCGAGGCGAUUGUGGCGCGAGACACGCGCUACAGCCUGGUGGAGGGCUACAACCUGAGGAUAGCCGGCGUCCGGCCCAGCGACCAGUCGUCCUACACGUGCUCCAUCGACACCGAGCCGCUGACCGAGCUCACUCACCGCCUGGUGGUGCUCUAUGGGCCCGUGGUAACGACGCGACCCUCCAGCGGCGUGCUGGUGCUGGAGCGAGGCAAGGAGGCGCACUUCGAGUGCUCAGCGGCCGGCAAUCCCAAGCCUUCCAUGUUCUGGCGGAAACAGGUCGGUCUGCUGCCGUCGGGAGAGGCUCAGCACCCGGGCAGCCGGUACACGGUCGCCGAGGUCACCCGACAGAUGGCGGGAGUGUACGAGUGCGUCGCUCAAAACGGCCUUCGCAAACCCGGCGUGGGCACAGUCAGCCUCCAGGUCCAGUACCCGCCCGAGGUGGAGGUCGAGCACAGCAUCGUUCACACGGGUGAAGGGUCCGAGGCGAAGUUGGUCUGCUUUGUGUUUGCGGACCCUCCUGCGGAGGUCCGUUGGAUCCGAGAGGAUGGAUAUCUUCAUCCGUCACGCCACAGGCCCUCAGAAGAGGUGCUCGGAGGAACGAGGCACGUGCUGACAAUCCGACCUGUUCGCAUGGCGGAUUUCGGCACGUACUUGUGCCAGGCCCUCAGCUUUUUGGGGAACGCCAGCGGUCCAAUCGUCCUGUCAGGUGCACCAGCGCGUGCUCGGGUGACCAGCAGCCCGAUCGGUACGGCGCCAGAUUCGUAUCAGCUGGCCUGGGAGGUGCGCAGCUUCUCGCCCGUGCUCGAGUACAUGGUCGCCUACGGACAGGGGAAAGCUAACUCCACGUCGGGCGAGACGUCACCCAGCUGGCGGGAGGUGCUGGUGCCGCCCACCGGCAGCGAGGUGGUCGGCGACUCGCUGCACCGUCAGCAGAUCCCGCUGACCAAGCUGCGGCCGGCCACCACCUACGACCUGCACGUGCGGGCCCGCAACCGGCACGGCUGGGGCGACGUCUCCGAGAUGUUCCACUUCUCCACACUCGCCAGGGGGGAAGGUGUUAUUAACUGCGUCUUCGCCCUUUCGCCGCGGCCUGUCGCGUUCAGCCGCGCCGCCGAUUCCCCCGCAAACUUGCAUCUUCAGUCGCCAAGCGGCCGCCAGCCGACAUUAAGUGGGGGUCGUCGCCAUCGUCGCCGUCGGCGGCCGCUCAAGUUGGCCGAUUGGGGCGCGCGCGGCCCGAUGUGA
This is a messenger RNA of Pollicipes pollicipes, 1536 nucleotides long. Its product is annotated as limbic system-associated membrane protein. Gene Ontology annotation, cellular component: neuron projection. The record is from RefSeq and is a predicted model, not a curated record. Gene Ontology annotation, molecular function: protein binding. NCBI's taxonomy places the organism in Eukaryota, Metazoa, Arthropoda, Thecostraca, Pollicipedomorpha, Pollicipedidae. The transcript is spliced from 11 exons. Bases 1 to 1536 code for a protein of 511 amino acids.